AUGGAAUCGGGACAGGAACAAACGUCACGGCAGCGUAUGGCGGCAGCUAGGCUAGUCAUGAGCUAUCGUUACUUCUUCGAUUAGAUCCCUUAUCUCUGCUACUUUUCAUAUCUACAAUCCACAUCCAGCAACUGCGGGGGGGUUUAAAAGCUCGGCAUCAUGGGUGAACCACAGCAGGUCAGUGCUCUGCCUCCUCCGCCUAUGCAGUACAUCAAAGAGUACACGGAUGAAAACAUUCGCAAGGGUCUGGCUCCUAAGCCACCUCCGCCCAUCAGAGACAGCUACAUGAUGUUUGGCAACCAGUUCCAGUGUGACGACCUCAUCAUCCGGCCUCUGGAGAGCCAAGGCAUUGAGCGGCUCCAUCCGAUGCAGUUUGACCACAAGCGGGAGCUCAAGAAGCUCAACAUGUCCAUUCUCGUGAACUUUCUGGACUUGCUGGACAUCCUUAUCAAGAGCCCUGGCAGUAUAAAGCGUGAAGAGAAGCUGGAGGACCUAAAGCUUCUGUUUGUUCAUUUGCACCACCUGAUAAAUGAAUAUAGGCCACACCAAGCCAGGGAGACGCUGAGGGUGAUGAUGGAGGUGCAGAAGAGACAGAGGCUGGAGACAGCUGAGAGGUUCCAGAAGCAUCUGGAGAGGGUGGUGGAGAUGAUCCAGGGGUGCCUUGCCUCCUUACCUGAUGACUUGCCACAGAUGGAGGGUCCAGAUGGUGCUGGUGAUGGUACAAGGAGCGCGUCAGCAGUCGCUAGUGUCGGUUGCUCCUCUGGCCAGGCGCCCAGGCUGAAAACUGAACCAAUGGAUGUAGAGGAAGCCGGUGCCAGCUGUAUGGCAGCAGGCCACCAGGACAAACGCGUCCUUACUUCAAAGAGGGACAAAAUAUGGGACAAAGAUGCUGCCAUGUGCAGUAUUAUUGAUGACAUUGCUUAAUAUUUCUGUUGAGUGGUUAUGUUUCCUAAAGUGUUUGUAUGUUGUACUUAGAGUAAGUCGUUGCUGUGUUCACUGGGCCUGAAGUCAUUUCUGGUGUCGAAUGGUGUUUUAUUUAAAAGCUAUCCUGUAGAUAUAUUAAUUUUCUGUCAAGAUAUUUGAAGAAUGUAAAUCACUUUUUGCAAUAAAAGCAAUAAAGAACCCUUUCAACUGC
Molecule: messenger RNA, 1135 nt
Organism: Morone saxatilis (striped sea-bass)
Lineage: Eukaryota; Metazoa; Chordata; Actinopteri; Moronidae
Gene: med7
Product: mediator complex subunit 7
Exons: 2
Coding region: 160-924 (254 amino acids)
Biological process (GO): regulation of transcription by RNA polymerase II
Cellular component (GO): mediator complex
Molecular function (GO): transcription coregulator activity
Source: RefSeq, a predicted model, not a curated record